AUGGAAGGACUUCUUUCCUUUCAGCCCUUCCCCUCAUCCGUCAUUCAACGCCGUCUCUCUACCGUUUACCUCCAUAGUAGACUCUCCACAUCCUCCUCCUCCUCUUGUGCUCCUCUUCGUGCCCAACAGUCUGGAAUCACGGGAGGUUCUGAAAGUGUUUCUUCGGCAUUGGAAGGUAAAGUAAGCGAGCAAGAAGUUGGUAUGUACCAAGACGAAGUAGUUGCUAGUCAAGGUAUAAGGAUAAGGAGAAGACCACUUACUGGUCCUCCAUUACAUUACGUUGGUCCUUUUGAGUUUCGGUUACAGAACGAAGGUAACACUCCUCGCAACAUCUUGGAGGAGAUCGUAUGGCACAAGGAUAAAGAAGUUACUCAGAUGAAGGAGAAGAGACCUCUCUAUACUCUGAAGAAGGCUCUUGAAAAUGUUUCUCCUCCUAGAGACUUCAUUGGUGCUCUUAGAUCUGCUCAUCAAAGAACAGGUCUUCCUGGUUUAAUUGCUGAGGUGAAGAAAGCUUCUCCAAGCAGAGGUAUCCUGAGAGAGGAUUUUGACCCUGUUGCAAUCGCUCAAGCUUAUGAGAAGGGUGGAGCAGCAUGUCUUAGUGUUUUGACAGAUGAGAAAUACUUCAAGGGAAGCUUUGAGAACCUGGAAGCUAUAAGGAAUGCUGGUGUAGAGUGCCCUUUGCUUUGCAAAGAGUUCAUCAUAGAGGCAUGGCAGAUAUACUAUGGUAGAAGCAAAGGCGCAGACGCAGUUCUCUUGAUUGCUUCCGUGUUACCUGACCUUGACAUCAAAUACAUGAUUAAGAUUUGCAAAAUACUUGGAAUGGCUACACUUGUGGAGGUUCAUGACGAAAGGGAGAUGGAUCGUGUUCUUGCAAUUGAAGGAGUUGAGCUCAUUGGUAUCAACAACCGUAACCUAGAAACAUUUGAGGUUGAUAUUGGUAUCACAAAGAGGCUCCUGGAAGGAGAGCGUGGUGAACUGAUCCGUCAAAAAGACAUCCUUGUGGUUGGAGAAUCAGGGUUAUUCACUCCAGAAGACAUUGCAUUCGUACAAGAAGCCGGUGUUAAAGCAGUUCUAGUUGGUGAAUCUCUUGUUAAACAAAGUGAUCCGGGGCAAGGAAUCAGCGCACUUUUUGGAAGAGAUAUCUCAUCAUGA
Molecule: messenger RNA, 1152 nt
Organism: Eruca vesicaria subsp. sativa (arugula)
Lineage: Eukaryota; Viridiplantae; Streptophyta; Magnoliopsida; Brassicales; Brassicaceae
Source: the annotation of a GenBank genome assembly